Scomber japonicus (chub mackerel) is the source of this 5457-nucleotide messenger RNA. RefSeq names its product cyclin-dependent kinase-like 5. The transcript has 19 exons. Gene Ontology annotation, cellular component: nucleus; dendrite cytoplasm. Gene Ontology annotation, biological process: positive regulation of axon extension; protein phosphorylation; regulation of dendrite development. Lineage: Eukaryota; Metazoa; Chordata; Actinopteri; Scombriformes; Scombridae. Bases 266 to 3364 code for a protein of 1032 amino acids. Gene Ontology annotation, molecular function: ATP binding; protein kinase activity. The record is from RefSeq and is a predicted model, not a curated record.
CCGCACGAUCCAGUUACUGUAGCUGCCUGCUGCAAUGAAAAUAUCUUCGUUGGUGGGUGGAUAUAUGGGCCCGCUUCCAUCAUUUGUUUCCCCAAAUACUGACUGAGUAAAAGCGAGCCAACUGGAGACGUCAUGAGGCGAGUGAUAUGGCUCACAGCUGGCAUUUGUCUCUCGGGAGCCAACAGCUGGCCGCCUCAUGCCAUCCUGUAGCCGGGCCCUCGCUCUCUGAGCUCCACGCACGUCAUGCAACAUACCUUUUGACUUCAUGAAGAUCCCUGACAUCGGUGAUGUAAUGAAUAAAUUUGAAGUCCUUGGGAUCGUGGGUGAAGGUGCCUAUGGUGUUGUUUUGAAGUGCCGACACAAGGACACCAAUGAAAUUGUGGCAAUUAAGAAAUUCAAAGACAGUGAAGAAAAUGAGGAGGUUAAAGAGACAACGCUCCGGGAGCUUAAGAUGCUCCGCACCCUCAAGCAGGAGAACAUUGUUGAGUUGAAAGAGGCCUUCCGCAGGAGAGGAAAGCUCUAUCUCGUCUUUGAGUAUGUGGAAAAGAACAUGCUCGAGCUGCUUGAGGAGCUGCCUAACGGUGUGCCGACGGAGAAAGCUCGCAGCUACAUCUACCAGUUAAUCAAAGCAAUUCACUGGUGCCAUAAGCAUGACAUUGUUCAUCGGGACAUAAAGCCAGAAAACCUUCUCAUCAGCUCUGAUGACGUACUCAAAUUAUGUGACUUCGGCUUUGCACGUAAUCUCUCUGAGGGGACUGAUGCCAAUUACACCGAGUAUGUGGCCACUAGAUGGUACCGCUCUCCUGAACUUCUGCUUGGGGCUCCUUACGGGAAAGCCGUGGACAUGUGGUCAGUGGGCUGCAUCUUAGGAGAGCUGAGUGACGGGCAGCCUCUGUUCCCAGGGGAGAGUGAAAUUGACCAGCUCUUCACCAUCCAAAAAGUGUUGGGACCCCUGCCACCAGAGCAGAUGAAGCUCUUCUAUAACAACCCCCGCUUCCAUGGGCUGCGGUUCCCUGCUGUGAACCACCCCCAAACCUUGGAGCGAAGAUACCUCGGUAUCAUCGGUGGAGCCCUGCUGGACCUGCUGAAGAGCCUGCUGCUGCUGAACCCGACGGAGCGCUUUCUCACAGAGCAGAGCCUGAACCACCACGCCUUCCAGACCCUGCGGCUGGUAGAGCGGCCCGGCCCACCCACACCAACACCUGUACGCUCCUCCAAGAGAAAACCUCACCAUGGAGACAACACCACCCCCAGCAGGAGCCAUGGGGGAAAGAGCUCAGGAAGCCACCGCUCCAGCAGCAGAGAGUGCUCCAGCUUGCCUCGGCACGAAGACCUCCACCCCAGCAACGACGGCUUUCUCAACGGCAACAUGCCCACAGCAAUCAACCUCAGUCCCACCCUGCAUCCUAAAAACUACCAGCCGCAGAUCUAUAACCACUCCACCUCGUGCAACAUGGACCUGGCCAGCAGCAACCUGCCUCAUCUGCUCAGCCCCGGCGAGGCCAAGAGCAAGGGCGACUUGGGGUCCAAGAUGUCCGACGGCCCCGGAGCCAAGUACCUCAAAUCCAACUUCCGCUCGCAGCAGAACCGCCACUCUUUUGUGGAGGGGAAGAACAACACGCUUCAGUCAGGGGAGAAACACAGUCGACACAGCUACAUGGAGUCUCACAGCUCCACGCCGUCCUCCUCUAAGUUCGCCUACUUGAACUUGUCAAAGAGCUACGGCACGCUUAGCGAUGCCAAGUCAGUGGGGAACUUGAAUGAUGUGCAUCUUUAUGCUGAUGAGCCCACGUCUCGUUAUUUCCCCUCCAGCUGCCUUGACCUCACAGCGCCGAGCAGCCCGGCAGCCCGCCGAGUUGACAGACUGGGACCCGGCGCUGCUGGCAGGGGAAGCACGCGCUCGGAAAGAGAGAGCAACACGCUGGACUCGUCAUACAGGCGCUCCUCCACUCGCCACAAGGCCUCAGAGGAGUCCCAGUCCCCAGACGCCCUGGACCCAGGGGAAAGUGGCAUGGAAAGGAGCCACGCUCAUUCUCUGUCCGCCCCGCACGACCCUCUGGCUUACGGUCAGGGAUACACCAGCCCCUUCUCCUCCCAGCAGCGGCCACACCGCCACUCUAUGUAUGUAAGGAGGGACCACCAGAGGACACACGGAGGGGAUGAGGGGUUGUUGGUGGGGCAGGGAAUGCCCACCAGAGCCAGCAGCCUGCAGCUCCUGUCUCCACAGCUGCAGCACCGCACACUGCCUCGCCACUCUGGGGGCUCGUCCAGAGAAGAAGACAUGAGCAGGAGCGAACAGGCACCCACUGAGGUCACCCACAGCAGACCCCCAAUAAGGGACUCCACAAGGGACAACACCGCAUCUUUUCACACACAGCGGCAAAAAAACGAGGUUGGCUUAUAUCACGACCAGCAAACAGAAGAUGGGGGCUCUUCCAAAGAGAACCGCAACAUCUACAGCGAAUCCAUGCCUAGGAGGGUGGGCAGCUUCUACAGAGUCCCUUCUCCCCGGCCAGACAACUCCUUCCAUGAUAGCAGGAGUCAGAGGUCAGGGGAUGGCAGCAACAUGACCAACCACUCCAAACGCCAGCCAGCCUUUGACCCCUGGACCGGCCCAGACACUGUAGUGUUGAACCCCUCUGAGCCAUCCAAAGAAAAGGAAAAGCAGGGUUUCUUCAGAGCAAUAAAGAAGAAAAAGAAAAAAUCUCAAAUGAUGGAAGUCCCUGAUGGAAGACCUCCUGUCAUCAAGAAAUAUCUUUUCCCUCUGUUUAGCCCAAAGAAUAACAUAAAGUAUAGUUCCUCUGUGAGAGUCCUCCCUGUAGUAUCCUCUCCCAUGAUUCCUAACGACGGGGUAGAUACAGUCAUCCAGAAGUCCUCCAGGUCCUCAGGUCACCAGAGCAGCCGCCACAGGUCUCGUGACAAGAGCAGAGACCGGGACCAAGACCGAGACCGAGACAGGGACAAGGACUGGCCACCUGAGAAACUGUCUGAUUCACACUCGCCGAGUCAGCCACUGAAGUCUUUGCGCAAGCUACUGCACCUUUCAUCCUCGUCCUCCAACCAGACCGCACCCUCUGACAUGCGCUACCAGCCGCUGCCUAAUCAAGCCUCUGCCCAAGGUGGUUUUACUGAAAGUCGGGGUCACUCAGGGGUCAGUACACCCCAGCUGAAGAGCCGACAGUCAGGCUACCCGCUGCCUGGACAGCUGGAGUCUGGCUGGCACACGUCUGCCCUGGGCCGCCCCGAAGGCAACCCUUACCCAGAGCAAAUGAGCAUCAAGGGGGGCCAGAACGGGCACGGCUUCGGACGCCCCUCCAGGUCUCGUAUGCCAAACCUCAACGACCUGAAAGAAACGGCUCUGUGAUCUCUACUCUGCAGCUCUCAGAUCCACUUUAAACUCCUCUGUUUGCCCCUCUGUUGCUCCCCCACCUCCCUUGCAUAACACUUCAUCUGCUGAUCACACACACACACACACACACACACACACACACACACAAACACACAAGAUACCAAACCUUCAGUUUAAACACUGCUUGCAAACAGGCCAAAAGCCUUUUUAUGUCUUAAUGUUUUUUUAAAGCUUCCAUGUUUGAUAGACUUUAUAUUAUUACUUCUGUAAUUCUGAUUAUAAUUUGUAUCAUACAGUAAAUACAUUACAAAUUAAAUAUAUAUAUAUAAAUGGAUAGAUAAAGUGUAGAUUUUAAGUGUAAGUAUUUUUGUUUCUAUUCGAUAUAGAGAUAUAGUACAUUUUACUGCGUAGUAUUUCCUUAAAACUAUCUAAGGCAUUCUAAACAAACCAAGUUUUAUCAGUUGUUACGAUAGAGAUCGUUACAGUAAUGUCAGUAACUCGUGUUCAUCUCACCCGGGAUUGUAUCUCUUGGUCCGAGCUGUCCUGCUUUUGGAUGUGCUCUGUCAUACUGGUCACAGAUGCUCAAACGUCAAAGCAGUCUUGUUCUUGAACGUGUAGCUGUUGACACUGACAAUCUAUAAAGCUUAGAUUAGAUUUUUUUUUUUAAGUAUAUCUAGGUUUUCAUGUCUUUUUAAAAAAAUGCAGCCAUUUUAGACACUACAGUGCCAUAAACUGACAGAAAUCCUAACCUACAUCGCCCUCUGUAGGACAUAAUAAAGCACUGCAUUUACUCUCUCUGACUGAGAUUACAGCAUACUAACACAAGGCACUGACUUAUCAUGCAUCAUUUUCAUAUAUACUAUGAAAACAUAUAAAAUUAUCUAAACUAUGGUCGCACCUCAAUCACGUCCAAUAGAAACAAACAUAGCAACACCGUAUAACAGAAUAUACCGAAGGUCUUUUUUAUAGUGAUGUAAUCUAAAAUUCAUUUCUUUAAACACUGAAAUGUGUGUGUAUGUACAAGUGUUACGAAGCAUCCUUAUUGGUGAAUCAUACAGACAUACAUUUUGAUAGGUUGCGCUGUUUUGAGCAACUUUAAGGAUCCAGUUUAUGGCAAAGGACAUCUGAAAUGAAAGGAUGAUAACUUCCUUCACUACCAGGAGUCAAGGAAGUCUUUUUGUUUCUCAUUUCUUGCAUAAAGAUUUCUAACAAAAAAAAAAAAAAAAAAAAAGCUCCCUCUAAGUAGUUCUGCCUGUUUAAUGCAGUUAAAGAAAUGUGCAAAUACAUUCAAAAUAUUAUAUACAGUUUAACUGCUGUAAAAAUGUAUAAAACGUGAAAUGCAAGUUGUUGUUUUUUUUUCCUAAUCGUUGUUAGAAACUUAAUUUUUACAGCAGUUAAAUGAACUCAAAAGCCAUUCUGGGUGUACUAGUUCAUUUUAACUGAUCUGACACAUUGAGCUACUUACAUUGAGCUUUUAAAGAAAUCUUAAAGCACAGCCGGGGCCGACGCUCUGCGCUGUCACAUCGUUUUCUGUCUGAGAUAAAGUGCCAUGAUAGUAGCUCGGCAGAAAAUUCCAACCUAAACUUUUUAAACGUUGCACUUUGAAGAGACCUGUGUGUUUCAGCAAUAUUGCUCCGACUCUGUAAAUUCUUCCUCACGUCCAUGUUCUUCGUGUGCACAGUGUGUGGAGACUUGACGUUUCGGGCUCCCACAGUAAACACACUUGAGUCCAAACAUGACCGUAAUCGUAUUGUGCGUGGUGCAUCUGUGAGGACUGUGCACACUCUUGUACUCGACACAGUACGUUUUCUCUCUUUGGAUUAAUGUUUUGCUGAAAGGAACACCGUGUAUUAUAUUAAUACUGAUGUGUGACUACUCGUUUGGUAAUAUUUAUAACAGAAGAUGUUUAUCUCAACUGUUUAAAUGAAAUCAAGUAUUAAGUUUGUGCUUUUAUUACAGACACAAAUUAGUAGCAUAGUCAGUGUUUUAUCUGCUUUUUUUUCCAACAGAGCAUUUACAUAAGAACAUAAAUCCACAAAUGAAUGCUUAACAAUUUUAGAUUAUUCAUGUUUACAUAUGUAACAGUAAAUCUCAAAUAAAACAGACUC